Messenger RNA from Nerophis lumbriciformis (worm pipefish), 3522 nucleotides. The record is from RefSeq and is a predicted model, not a curated record. Lineage: Eukaryota; Metazoa; Chordata; Actinopteri; Syngnathiformes; Syngnathidae.
AUGAGGCUGGCAGGGAGUCUCCAGCUUGUCGUGCUGCUGGCCUUGAGCACUGCGGCCAAAGACCUCAAUAUCCCUCCAGAAGUGGAGCAGCUUCCUACCAUUGUAUUUCACACUACUGGGCCGAUUAUUGCCCUUCCUUCUGACAAUAAUGUGACAAUUAGAUGUGAAGCAAGGGGAAAUCCUCCCCCAGAAUACAGAUGGACAAAAGAUGACUUGGACUUUAUUCCUCCCCAGCCUGCAACAAUCAGAAGUUACCAACUUGCCACUGAUGGUACUUUUGUGCUUCAAAACAAAAGCCUUGCCCGAUUUCAGGGUAAAUAUCGAUGCUAUGCUUCCAACAAGCUGGGAACCGCCAUGACAGAGACCAUUGAGUUAAUAGUUCCAAGUAUGCCAAAAUUUCCAAAGGAGACAGUCGAACCAAUUGUUGUUGAGGAGGGGGAACCAUUUGUCUUGCAGUGUAACCCUCCAAAAGGCAUUUCCCCAAGGAAGAUCCACUGGAUGUCCAUUGGUCUUCAGCACAUUGAGCAAGAUGAGAGGGUUUCCAUGGGCACUGAUGGCAGCCUGUACUUUGCACAUGCCUUACAGAAAGACACUCGUCAGGACUAUUGCUGCUUUGCAGACUUUUUCCGCAUACGCACAAUCGUCCAUAAGACAGCUAUGGCUGUUCAAGUCAAGCCAUUGAGGGUGACUAUUGUGCCGGCAGGCCCCCCUGUGAGAGCACCUGUCCUUCUACUGCCCUCUGGUGUCCAGACAGAACAUGUUCUGUUGAAAGGAGCAGAACUACAGCUCGAAUGUCUACCAGGGGGGUAUCCUACUCCAAAGGUAGAAUGGAUGAAGAUGGGAGACAAGCUUACCCCUCGAGCAACCUUUGACAACUUUGGAAAAUUAUUGACCAUAGCUGCAAUCGAGGAAAGUGAUGAGGGCAAAUACAUGUGCAUAGCCAAGAACUCAGUUGGACAGGCUGUUCACUACUUUGAUGUAAUCGUAGAAGAGUCUCCGAAGUGGCUGACAGAGCCGCCUCACAGUCAACUGACUGUGAUUGGCUCUGAUGUGCACAUCAAGUGCUCGGUCAGCGGUAAACCACAACCUGACAUAAUGUGGAGGAAGAAUGGACACAUUUUUGAAGAUGACCCCUUGAACAACAAACGGGUGCUUGAUGACACAAUAGUCCUACACAACGCUAUGCCAGAUGACAGUGGUGUCUACCAGUGUGAAGCAGCCAACAGACAUGGCGUUGUUUUAGGCAACGUUAACAUCAUGAUCAUGAAUACGGCUCCUCUGAUUCUGACCCAAGACUACCAAGAGUACGCAAUGAUACUUGGCGAGGAUGUGGCAAUGAACUGUAGUGCCUUCGGCUCACCACCUCCCACUAUUUCUUGGGCCAAGGAUGAGACUCCAGAAACCAUUGAAGGAGAAAGAUUUGUUGCCCUUCAGAAUGGGUCGUUACAAAUCUCCAGUGUGGAGAAAAAAGACAGCGGCGAAUAUGUCUGUGUUGCCGAUAACAGCGAGGGCAAGUCGUCUAUCACGGCUGUGCUGGCAGUGAAAGACCCCACACGAAUUGCGAAUGGACCUCAGGACAUGCAGGUCAUUAGUGGGACCACAGCCCAGUUGAUGUGUCAGGCUGAGUAUGAUAAAAGUCUGGAAGACUCACUUGAAGUAUUUUGGAUAAAGGACGGGGAAAAAAUGACCCAUUCCACAGAGGAACGUUCCAGGUACUUUGUGGGUGAUGGAAUGCUUCAGAUAAUGAACGUAAACCUGAGUGAUGAGGGUGUAUACACGUGCAUGGCCAGAACUCGUCUCGAUGAAGCCAAUAUAACAGCAUUUCUCACAGUGCUUGAUGUUCCUGAUGCCCCACAGAACUUAGAGAUAAGUGGACUCAACAAUCUGAGAAAUAUCCGUUUGGAUUGGGUUCCCGGUAGUGAUCACAAUAGUUCUGUAAUAGAAUUUGUUGUGGAGUAUGAAGAGAGCCAAUGGGAGCCAGGCAAGUGGAAGGAGCUCCACAAAGUCCCUGGUAGCCAGGCAACAGCCGAGCUGGCACUCCACGGACAUCUUAACUACCAGUUCAGAGUCUACGCAGUGAAUGCUGUUGGGCCUGGCCCCCCUAGUGAGCCCACUGAGCGCUACAAAACUCCCCCAGCUGCUCCUGAUAGGAACCCAGAAAACAUUAAAAUUCAAGGCCAUCUACCUCACCAGAUGGACAUUACUUGGGAGCCUCUCUUUCCGGUUGAGCACAAUGGCCCUGGCCUUGAGUACAAGGUAAGCUAUAGAAAACUUGCUGUGGACGACACCUGGACAGAACACCUGGUUAAAAGACAUUCCUUCGUUGUGAGGAACACAUCGACGUUCAUCCCGUACGAGAUCAAAAUUCAGAGCAAGAAUAGCCACGGGUGGGGACCGGAACCUAAAAUUACUACUGGUUAUUCUGGAGAAGAUGUUCCCACUGCGGCGCCACGGGAUGUUGCAGUGGAGGUGAUUAACACAACUGUUCUGAGAGUAAGCUGGACCCCGGUUCCGCCUGCCACACUGAGAGGUCACCUAAGGGGGUAUCAUGUUCACUGGCUCAGAAAGCGAAGUUUCUUGAAUCCUGACAGAAUCUUGGAUGAGCGCCACAUGCUGUCAUUCCCCGGGAAGAGGACUCAUGCUAUUGUACCCAGACUUGACGCUUUCUCAGAGUAUACACUUACUGUCAAUGUCUUUAACAAGAAAGGAAAUGGGCCUAGCAGUGACCCAGUCAGCUUUACCACUCCAGAAGGAGUUCCAGAACAAGUGCCUAUUCUGACUACCUCCAAUGCCCGGAGGGAUUCUAUCCGGCUUGUAUGGGGUCCACCACCGGUUGCAAACGGCAUACUGACUGGCUACCUCCUACAAUACCACCUCAUUAAUGAGACCACAAAGGAGGUGGUCGAUUCCCGGGAAAUGAACAUCACAGGGCCUGACACCACCCACUGGCAGCUGGAGGGCUUAGAAGGGGGCAGCCUCUACCUCUUCCACCUCAGUGCCUGUACUCGAGCAGGGUGUGGACCUCCACUGUCGCAGGAGAGCAGCACUGUCACUCCAGCACGUGUGGCAGUUCAACAGCGAGGCAUAUCCACAAAGGGCUGGUUUAUCGGGACCAUGUGUGCUGUGGCGCUCCUCACGCUCAUCGUCCUAAUAGUGUGUUUUAUGCGGAGAAACCAAGGUGGCAAGUAUGCAGGUACGCCGCCGCCUGGGAGACAAGACAUGCUCGCCAUGGACAAAGUGAAAGAAAAGGAAGACAUCCACCCUGAAGAACAAUCACAGGCAAUGAAUGAUGACACCUUCUGUGAAUACAGUGACAGUGAUGAAAAGCCACUGAGGGGCAGCCUCUGUUCCCUGGAUGGCGAUGAUGCGGUCGGGGACAGCGUCAGCAGAGACAGCCUGGUCGACUACGCUGAUGGCGGAGGAGAAUUCAGUGAGGACGGAUCCUUUAUCGGAGAAUAUUCAGGACACAAACAAGGGGGCUCUGUCACUGCACACAAUGGAUUUGGCCCUGUCACUGCAUAA